GCAGGUCUCAUCACCAGCAGCCAGUCCGCCGCCUACGCCAUCAGCAAGUUCGUCAGCGGCGUCCUCUCCGACCAGAUGAGCGCCCGCUGGCUCUUCUCCUCCGGCCUCCUGAUGGUGGGCCUGGUCAACGUGGUCUUCUCCUGGAGCUCCACGGUCGCGGCCUUCGCCGGGCUCUGGUUCCUCAACGGCUUGGCCCAGGGGCUGGGCUGGCCGCCCUGCGGGAAGAUACUGCGCAAGUGGUUUGAGCCUUCCCAGUUUGGGACUUGGUGGGCAGUCCUGUCUACAAGCAUGAACUUGGCUGGAGGCUUAGGCCCCAUUGUCGCUGCUCUCGUGUCUCUGAACUACGAUUGGCGCAUGACUUUGUCCUUCUCUGGCUUCAUCUGCGUGGUUGUCUCUUUUGUUUGCCUUGUCCUGAUUAAAAACGAGCCGUCGGAUGUUGGGCUACCCAACAUUGAACAAGGAGCCAAGAAAGGCAAGAAAGGUUCCUCCAGCGACAACAGCACUUUGACAGAGCUGCUGCUCUCGCCGUACCUCUGGGUACUCUCAACGGGCUACCUGGUCGUUUUUGGAGUGAAAACGUGCUGUACCGACUGGGGACAGCUCUUCCUGAUCCAGGAGAGGGGACAGUCCAUGCUUGUGGGUAGUUCCUACAUGAGUGCCUUGGAGAUCGGGGGUCUGGUGGGAAGCAUUGCUGCUGGAUACCUUUCUGACAGAGCAGUAGCAAGAGUGGGUCUGUCAAGCUACGGGAAUCCUCGGCACACGCUGCUGCUUUCCAUGAUGGCUGGGAUGUGCGUGUCCAUGUUUCUCUUCCGCGUCACGGUGACAGGCGAUUCCCCCAAGCUGUGGAUCCUGACGCUGGGAGCUGUGUUUGGGUUCUCCUCCUAUGGGCCGAUCGCCCUGUUUGGAGUUAUAGCCAACGAAAGUGCCCCUGCCAACCUGUGCGGCACCUCCCACGCCAUAGUGGCCCUCAUGGCCAAUGUUGGGGGUUUUCUGGCUGGACUACCCUUCAGUACCAUCGCCAAGCACUACAGCUGGGCCACGGCCUUCUGGGUAGCCGAAAUCACCUGUACCGGUAGCACGGUGGCUUUCUUCUUACUGCGGAACAUCCGCACCAAAAUGGGCCGGAUUCCCAGGAAGGCUGACUGAGGAGGAGCUGUUUGGUGAAAAGAACGCUCCCGUGCUGCUGUGAAUGAUGCUCGGUUUUUUGUUUAACUGGCCUAGGAGCGAGUUUACUUAUUGCUGCAACCUAGAUAAAAGUAUCUUGAUUUCUCGUCCACUGUCAAGUGCGUGAGGGCACAAGGUUCCUGCUACCGAUCACUUUUUCUCUCGAGAUAAUUCAGCUAGUUUACAUUCACAAUGAUUUUGCUGUACCUCCUUCUCACAGCACUGUUGGGGAAGCCAGCGGGCUUCGCAGCCUGAGCUUCCCCACUACCAGUGCUCUAAAAUGACUGGCUUUGGGUGCUGUCAUGUUUAGUUUUGUCCUUUCUGUUUGUCUCAGCUAUUAACUGGCAAUUCAGCCUCGUUGUCCAGGGGUGCUAAAGCGAGCCUUUGCCGCGUUCGUUCAUCCCCUCCGGCCACUGCAAGCGCAGCCAUCUGGCUUUCCUUAGGCCUGAGCUCCCUGCGCGCUCUCGGCAGAGCAGUGAGUGGUGAUCGUUAACGGUUCAGCCUCGUGGCUGAUUUGAGAGCAGCGCAGCUUUAGCUUUACCCGGGAUUAGGUGUUAGGAGCGAGGGUGGUAUUUUGCUCUGGACGAACGGAACGCUGACACGGUGCUGCGGCAGGGCUCUCUGCGGCACUCCAAAACAGGCAGGUUUCCGAGAAAUUCUUGCCGCUUCAGGGGAGACGGUUCAGAGAAGCUCCUUCUGUUGAACCGAUCCCGACCAGUGCGAUUUCUGUGUACAGUGUUAAUGAUUUGCAAGGGAGGCAGCUGCUGCCAGGUCAGCUCAUAACAAGCGCCCUGCAAAUCAACCAGGAAAACCGACCUGGCAGCAGGUAUUGCGACAGCAGCUACUGCCGGCCCACAACUUCUGCAGCUGGGUUUCGUGAAAGCCCGUAUUUUUAGCAUCAGCUUGUAUUUUUUUCAGCGCAAGGUGCGUCAUCUGGGAUGUUUUCGGUCAAGACCUGCAUCUCUCAUGGCUGCGGGCAGGGGCUUGGGCUACCUCUGAGAGUCGGCCUUAGCAGAGCCACCGCCGACAGCCAGCGCCUUGAGCAGUCAGGCCCAGCACUCUGCAGUAAGGUUUUUGACCAGGCUUCUGUUGAAUAUUCUUGGUUUUCCCCGAAAGGAUAUACUGCUUGAGGGUCCGGGAAGAGGCAAGUUCAACUCGUGAAGGACCCGUGGGCAGGUACUUUGCCAAACAGCUUGGUUGCGAGCAGGUAGCCAGCCUUAAUUAAAACAAUGGAAGUGAAUGACAUUUUGUACUUAAUUGUAUGAUCAUCUCCUAUCUGUGAAAUAAAAACAGAGCAGUGUCACAAGGGCUCUGGUUUUCUUACGGAG
This is a messenger RNA of Egretta garzetta (little egret), 2492 nucleotides long. It is a transcript of the gene SLC37A4, whose product is annotated as solute carrier family 37 member 4. Bases 76 to 1146 code for a protein of 356 amino acids. The record is from RefSeq and is a predicted model, not a curated record. The transcript has 7 exons. Gene Ontology annotation, cellular component: endoplasmic reticulum membrane. Lineage: Eukaryota; Metazoa; Chordata; Aves; Pelecaniformes; Ardeidae. Gene Ontology annotation, molecular function: glucose 6-phosphate:phosphate antiporter activity. Gene Ontology annotation, biological process: phosphate ion transmembrane transport; glucose-6-phosphate transport.